Molecule: messenger RNA, 1306 nt
Organism: Moneuplotes crassus
Lineage: Eukaryota; Ciliophora; Spirotrichea; Euplotida; Euplotidae
Source: the annotation of a GenBank genome assembly
GGCUUUGUUCAUCUUAAUAAGAUACUUAACUUUCUAAUCUACCAUUGUAAACUGAUGUGAAUGAUAAAGAAUGGUUCAAAAACUAAACAGAAAAUUGAGAGUGCAAUCGAGAAAACCAAAAGAGGAUGAUGCUCAAAAGAAAACUAAAAAAGAAGAAGGAUACGCUUAUUAUUUAUGUGCAUUAUUGUGCCUUCUUGACCAUGUAGUUUGCCACAGAUUUCUAAUUCUUUGUAGAAAAGAGCAAAUCCAAAAACAAGAACAAAAAUGCUGCGUCUGUGUCCAGGCAGUUCUGCAUUUUUAGAAUGCUCGGAAAUUUUAGUCCAUUCUGUUUCUUUGUUAUGGCUUUCUUAGAUGGGACCAAACGUGGAUUUUAUAGUCCAAAUAGCAAUGUCAGCCAAACCAACAGUUUGACAAUGAACAGUCUUGUGAAUAAAAUGAAUAGCAACUUCAAGCCGUUAGGGACUCCAGGAUUCCAAGGUCCGAUCAAUAGUUCGAACAAUAUUAACGAUGAGCAUGACCUCCUUGACCCAUACGGAUCAAAUUUAAAACCCAUUUUCAAAAGCAAAUUGUUUACAGGCGACAAGCUGCUUUUAUUGUGUGAAGAAAAAGUUUUUACCAAAGCCUCCUGAGUAUUGAAACCCGGGAGUCCAAGAAAUAUUCAUGGCUCUGAACCUUGCCAGGACUCACCCAAAGAUGUUUUGAUCCUCUCUGAGUUGGAGUCAAGGUACACUGACGAUGAGCACACUUGUAUCAGUGAUGCCAAGAUUAAGACCAUCGAAGGUGUUUCUGCUCUUGAGCAAUCCAUUGAGAACUUUCAACAACGAGAACCAGUGAUGCCUUUAGAGUGGAACAAAGAUUUGACUGAAGCUACCAAAGACCAUGUCAAAGGCAUUGGCACCAACGGACUUCUGAGUCAUGAAAGCUCUUCAGGCCUUGGAAUCUAUGACCGAAUCUUCAUGAGCAACGAUAACCAAGCAGUGGGGAUGUGGGCAGAAAACAUUGUGUUCGAGGUCAGUGAUCCAGUCGAGAUUGUCGCUCUCAUGCUUAUCGACGAUGGAGACUCUACACCAAUUAAGUGGCAGAAUUAAGAGAAAUGAUGUAUGAAAGCCAGAAGGGAUAGCGCUCUGGACCCUGCUCACCAAAUUGUUAAGAUAUCAUUCGGCAGCCAUAUGUUCAAAGGCUACGUAACAGUGUGAGACUUCUGCAGAGAAUACAUAGAUGAAUACAAGAUGUUUGAGAUGAAGAUGGGCAUUUACGAUUACCAGAAGGAAGAACAAGACGAUUAAAAUUAACCUACUCAAUAUCU